Messenger RNA from Sapajus apella (tufted capuchin), 3507 nucleotides. It is a transcript of the gene CUNH10orf105, whose product is annotated as chromosome unknown C10orf105 homolog. NCBI's taxonomy places the organism in Eukaryota, Metazoa, Chordata, Mammalia, Primates, Cebidae. The record is from RefSeq and is a predicted model, not a curated record. Bases 874 to 1275 code for a protein of 133 amino acids. The transcript is spliced from 2 exons.
GUGCGCGCGCGCUGGGGGGGGUUUGGAAAGAGCCCCCAGUGGAGGUCUCUCCGUGGCCCCCCACACUGUGGGGAGCAUGGCCUUGGCGGUCCCUCAGUCCUGUGCUUUCUGCUCUGGGAUCCCCCUGACCUUUGAAGAUGCCUCUCACCCCUCGCUUCUGUAGCCAGACACCUUCAAAAGGAAGGUGCUUUUCUAGAAGCUGAGGGAAAAGCCUGGAAGGAGCGGAGCCCAGGGACGCUGCAGGAGGAGCCUCAGGGGCUGCCAGGGCCCAGCACUCUGCCUGCUCCCCUCCCAUCGCGGUUUGUAGCCCCUCUCCCGGGUAACCUGUCGGCUGGCAGGCACUGAAUAGUGACCCGCUGGCUGCCGCCGACCAUACCAUUCAAACUUCCAACAGGGGAAGGUGAGCGCCAUGGGAAGGCAGAGGCAGUCAAACCCUCCCCCUGCGUCUCCCCAGUCCCCCACCCCUGAGAGGGCUCCGAGGAGACAGGCUGGAGCGAGGAGGUGGGAAGGCUGGGGGGCAUCCCUGCACCUCUGGACAGCUCCCCUCUGCCUCUUCCCAACCCAGCUGCCGUCCCCACUCCCUUAGCUAUCCCCUCCCUCCCCCAAGACAGGGCCCCAACUCUUCCAGACAAAGCCAGGUCCAGCUGGGGAGUGACGGGGAGGCCACUCUGCCCGUGGGCUGCAGGGCACAGCAGAGCCCGGGCAGGGCUGGGGUCACAGGCUCUUCGGGACUCCCUUGCACAGCAGAGAAGACCUCUCCACGGAGCUCCGGAUGGCUGGGGGCUGGCUCUGAGGUGAGUCUCCCCCGCACCCGCUGCCCUGGGUCUGGCUGAUCUGCCUUUCAGCUUCUGUCCUGUUGCUGUUUCAGGAACCAUGAGCACAGAGGGCCCCAGCCUCACCAGCUCCCCAGCCAUCAGCCCCCUCGCCUUUCUCUCAGCUCCUGUCACUCCCGGGACCCUUGCAGAGGCAAUCGGCCCCCUCCCCAUGCUCAUCGCCCUGGCCUGCAUCUUCCUCCUGCUGGCCACCUGUCUGCUGUUCAUGACACUCUGUAAGCCGGUAGCGCUGGACCCGAGCCGCCGCAGGGCUCGUGAGUGCAUGCCCCACCACCCUGGGAGCCCCAGUGAGCCCCAGCUCCGGCUCUGGAAGCGCCUGGGCUCGCUGCGCCUCUCCCUGAACAGCUUCCGUCAUGGCCGGCCCACCACCCCUCGACAGCACCUGCCAGGCCCUGGUGACAGCCAUGGCGACUGCGACCGCACGGAAUCGACCAAGAUGUGACGGGGUGUCCAUACACAUGCCCCCUAGGUCCUGCAGAUCCUCCUGCCUCAGACAGAGACCAGUGCUGCAGGCUGCAAGAAGACAGUGGCCCAAGCAGCCUGGGCCACCUCCCCUCCAGAAGCUCCCUGCAUGCCCAGGCCAGUGCCCUUUCCCAGAGAUGGUCCUCGGAAGAGCACUUUCCUCUCUGCAGACUCCCUAGCUGCUGCUUGCUGAAGAUUUCCUGUCAAGAGAUGAGCACUUGUGGCCAUCUGGGCCUUUGGCUUGAGGCUCCACAGCGGACAACCUAGGGCUCAUAACCACCUCCUAGAAGCAGCACCCUCGCUCCCCACAGAAGCCUUGCUCUCCAGGUACCAAAGCCCAGCUUGCGGAAGUUGCCGAAUGGCAAAGGUUCCCUUUGGCAGAGUGAAAUGCUCAGCCUCCACCAGAGCCAAGGUACUGCCCUGCUAUCUGUGCUGGCCCAGUGCUGGGGCAACACGCCAAGGCUCCCUUUCUUGGGUUUCCUGGGCACUGCCUCCCUCCUGGGAUCCGAUGCCUUGGCCCUGGCUGGGAAGAGGGGCAAACGGGUGUUCUCCAAGCACAGUCUUGGCAGCCGUCUUGGUGGCCCCUCUUCCGGGCACUCACCCAGUCCAGUUGGGAUCAAUCAGGAAAGGACUGAGGAUGGGUGAGGAGGCUCCCUUCAGAGGCCAGGGCAGGUGCUGUGACAGAGCAUCAAGAGGAAGGACACUGCCAGCAGCUGGAGGUGACGCCACCGGGGCUCGGAGGAGGACAGCUCACAGCGGCUCCACAACUCACCCAGGGAAAGAGGCAGCUUCCCCGAGGGUGGGAUGGUCCAGACCUUUCCAGGACAGCUGUGGGGCCCCAGGCCCGGCCCACACUUAGGGAUGCUAUCUGUGUUUUUGGAGAGUGCUUUGCUGACUACCUGUCAAAGCAGUCCCACCCCAGGAUGGCUUCUCAGAAUCCCAAGCCCUUGCUUCACCUCUCCCCACAAGGCCAAGGUGAAACACUUUGGUCAGGUCCCAAAUUUGAAGGGUGGGCAGAGGGAGGACUUGGGCCGCCACGCUCCUGCUGCAGUCAGCCGACAAGGAUCCCGCCACAAAACUGCCCCUGGCUCUCUCCUCAACUCCUUUCCGGGAAAGGAGUGCAGUCAGCCAAGUCUUCCCAGGGAGUGAGCUGUGUGGCUUGCCACUCUGCAGCUCUAAAACCUUCACUGGCUCCCUAAUGUCAAAUGGAUACAGCCAAAGCUCCCCAGUCCAGGGCGCAGUGCCCUCUGUGAUCAGGCUUCAACAAAUCUUUCUAGCAUCAUCUUGAUCCAAAACUCCAGGCACACUGAACGACCUGUCACCCCAACUGUGGCUUAUGCUUCACACACACCCACUCUGUGAAGCCCUCCUGCCUGGACCCACCCCCACUCUCUCCCACCUCUCUUGGGGAGGACAAGGAACAUUCUCUUGGCAGCAUGAGUCCUUCUUGUCUACGUCUUCUCUUUCCUACCAGCCUGGGAGCUUGCAGAGGGCCAGCCCUCGUCCAACCCCUCACUUUGACUCCCCAGUUUUGUGCACAGAAGUAUGAGGCCUCUGUGUACAGAGGGAAGAGUGGCCCAGCCGGGGGGUGUCCCCGCCCUCUCAGGCAGGAGUCUGGUGGGAGCUGGCACAACACAGAGCCCCAUCUUCCCUGAGAUGCCCCUAGAUAGAUUUCUCUCCAAGCAGACCCUGUUGGAAAAGGCUACUUCCUUCUAAGCCAAUCUGAUCCCAAAAAGUGAGUCCGGCUUUACAAGAAACUUAGAGGACCUCGGAGAAGUCAUCCUGAGACUGCAUUUCUCCCUGAGAAAUGGGGAGAAAUCAGUGCUGCCCUAUAUUAACUCACGAGCUCGAGGAUUUCAGUAUGAGUGGUAUUGUGUAAAUAGAAACCGAUCCCUUGGGUUUAGAAAGUGGGGCAGGCUUCCUCCCUCAGGGUUUUGUCCCUUCCUCCCUUCUGGCUCAGUAAUCUCUUCCUGGUUUGCUUCCCCUGGGGCCUCCCUGCGUAUCCCAGGCUGGAUUCAGCCUGUAGCCAUCCAUCCCACCAGCAGGCCCUGCUUGCCACUAGCAUUCUCUUCCUGGAGGUUGGGGUAGGGGAUGAGGCUGCCUAGAGGCCUGAAGAAGGAAAAGCCCAGGAGUGGGAGGGGCUCUCAAUUGGGUUUCAGGUGCCAGGCCAGGGGGUAUGCUCCAAGUCCUCACCAGCUGAGGCCCUGAUAGA